AGUGUUAAGAAGCGUGCGCGCUGAUAGGAGAGAAAUCGUCUUUGAGGCUUUUAGGCACUUCAGGCUUUCCGUACUUCUCCUCUGAGUUACAGCAAAACAAAAACACCCGAGUCAGGAGCGCGUGAAGUGAAAACACGUUGGACCACGUGAUGUGGCCUGAAAAAGUGGGACAACAGCUGCGUCGCCCAACCCGAUCGGUAGCAGGGUGGCUGGUCAGUAAGUUCUUUAAAGUGUACAACCAAUUCCUUGAGGAGAACGCCGUGCAGCUGUGUGGGAUCCAACCUGCGGACACCGUGCUGGAAGUGGGCCAUGGCCCAGGUCUGGGUCUGCAGUCAGCAGCAAAACUGCUAACAGAGCCCACAGGCCGUCUUAUUGGGGUGGAUUACUCCGAGUACAUGCAUAAGAUGGCAGGUGAGCGACUGAAGGAACUUGUGGCGAGUGGGAAAGUGACACUGCACCACUGUAGUGUAGAAGCAAUGCCUCUCGCAGACAGCACAGUGGAUAAAGUAUUUCACUGUAACUGCUAUUACUUUUGGCCUGACCUCAGGAAGGGAGCCACUGAGAUACAUCGGGUAAUGAAACCAGGGGGCCUGAUGGUGACCACGCUGAAGCUGUCCGCUGUGUCGCAGGUGGUAGGAAAGCAGAUGAUUCCCGCUGAGAACUGGCACCCGGAUACUUACAUGGCGGCUCUGAGAGACUCUGGCUUCACUGAUGUCAGGAUGGAAGACAAACCGUACAAAAACAUCACUUUUCAGGCCAUCUUCGCCACGGCCAUGAAGUGAGAUGUCUAGAGAUAGAGAUUAUACCCCUCUUUUUGGUUUGCAUUUUUCUUUUCAUAAUCUGAUUUAUCAUAAUGAAACAGAUACAUAAUCAGAACUGUAUCAUCUAUCUACUUUGUUAAUUACACUCAGAAAUGGGCAAAUAUAUAUAAAUAUAUGCAAAGUCAAUAAUUCAACUAAUGUUAAAUGUAAUGACGACUGUGCUACUGUUGUGUCCAUUACAUUAAACCAAAGUCUGCAUGUGUGUAAAACAAAGACUUUAAUAGUUAUUAAUGUUUUGUUUUUAACUACAGUUUGCAUGGAGUACAUUUGUAAAAAAAAAAAACAUUUAACAAUUAAUAACAGUAUUUCAAGAUGGUUGAAACUUUUUACUGACAAGCUCUGGUUCACCAGGUUUUUCUGCAUGAAGGGCCCAUGAGAGAUUGUUUCUAUAUAAGUAGAUAAACAUACACAGUUGUGAAUGUGAGGUAAUAUGGUGCAAAGAUACAAAUUGCAAACACAAAAAUAUACAGAAAAGAAAAAGUGAAAAUAAAAUAUACAGGUGAACUGGGUCUGAAGUUGAUCGUACUGAAUAUGGAAAACUGGAUAAAUCAAUCAAUCCAAUUUCAUUUGUAUAGCCCAUUUUCACAUAUCACAAUUAGUCUCAUAGGGCUUGACAAGGUGCGACAUCCUCUGUCCUUAAGAGUGAGGAAAAAUAACCAAAAGAAAACAUUAAUGGGGGGAAAACGUAGAAACUUCAAGGAGAGCCACAUGUGAGGGAUUCCUCUCCCAGGACGGACAGGACAACAAGCGAAGAGAAGCAUUAGACUGGUUUUCCCAGGUGAUAACUGUGAAUGAAAAUAAAAUGUCAUCUGAUGAA
Hippoglossus stenolepis (Pacific halibut) is the source of this 1638-nucleotide messenger RNA. RefSeq lists its product as uncharacterized. Gene Ontology annotation, biological process: sterol biosynthetic process. The record is from RefSeq and is a predicted model, not a curated record. The transcript is spliced from 4 exons. The coding region runs from base 150 to 782 and encodes 210 amino acids. Gene Ontology annotation, molecular function: sterol 24-C-methyltransferase activity. Gene Ontology annotation, cellular component: endoplasmic reticulum. NCBI's taxonomy places the organism in Eukaryota, Metazoa, Chordata, Actinopteri, Pleuronectiformes, Pleuronectidae.